Acanthosepion pharaonis is the source of this 1326-nucleotide messenger RNA. The record is from the annotation of a GenBank genome assembly. Lineage: Eukaryota; Metazoa; Mollusca; Cephalopoda; Sepiida; Sepiidae.
AUGAAGGGUGUCACUGAAUGGAAUUGUUUUCCCUUUUCUUCAUCCGGAAACACUAUGUCCGCCACAGAUGCCCAAAUCAAUAACCUCUUCUAUCACCUGUUCCCAUAUUUUCCUCCCCUUCAAGCUUUCUCGUAUUUUUUGUUUGCCUCUUCUUCUCUUUCAGAAAGAAAAAGAAGAAAGAGGCAAACAAACCUUUCUUCUUUCUUUCUUUCUUUCUUUCUUUCUUUCUUUCUGAAUUGCUAUCUUCUUUCUUCUUCUCUGUAUUUUUUCUUCUUUAUCUUUCUUUUUCUCCCUUUCUUUCUUGCUUGCUCUUUAUACUUCCAUGUUUUUUUUCUUUUUUCUUCAUUUCUGUUUUUAUUGAAUUUUGAUUCUUUUAUGUUUUCUUUCUUUCUUCUUCUCUGUCUCUAUUAUAUUUUUUUAUUUUUUUCUUUGUCUCACUUUUUCAUUCUUUCUCAAUUUCUUUAUCUUUCUUUCCUUCUUGUUUUUUUAUUCUUCCAUAUUUGCUUCAUUUUUUUAUCUCUUUCUUCUUGCGUUUUCAUUCUUCUGUGUUUUUCUUUUUUCUUCCUUUCUUUCUUCUACUAUUGUUUUUUUUUAAUUCUUGCUAUUUCUUCCAUUCUUCCUCUCUUUCUUUUUCUUGUUUUUUAUUCUUCAUUUUCUUUCUAUUUUCUUUUUCUUUGCCCAUGUUAUUAUUCUAUAAAUUUAUUUAAUUUUUUUAUUAUUUAUUUCUUCUCUUUCUUUCACUCUUUCCUUUUCCCUCUAUUUCUUUUUGGAUUUCUUUCUUCGAUUUCUAUCUUGAUUUACUUUUGCCUUUUUUCGUUUCCUCUGUUCACUUUCUUUCAAGCUUUUCUUCUUCACUUUCUUACAGGCAUUCCUUCUGCCUCUAUAUCAUUUUCGUUUUCCUUCUCUUUCUUUAAUUUUUUAUUUUUGCUUCCAUUUCAUUUUCGUUUUCUUUCUUGUCUUUCUUUCAAGCUAUUCUUCUUCUCUUUCAUUCAGGCUUUCCUUUUGCCUCCAUUUCUUUCUUACUACCAUUCUUCUCUUUCUUUCACGCUUUCCUUCUUCUCUUUUUCAUUCUUUCGUAUGAUCUUCAUUUCUGUUUUACUAUCCUUCUUUUCUUUCUUUCACGCUUUCCUUCUUCUCUUUUUCAUUCGUUCCUUUUGCCUCCAUUUCUUUCUUACUACCCUUCUUCUCUUUCGUUCACGCUUUCAUUCUUCUCUUUUUCAUUCUUUCCGUUUGUCUCCAUUUUUUUUACUACCCUUCUUCUCUUUCUUUCACGCUUUCCUUCUUCUCUUUUUCAUUCUUUCCUUUAGUCUCCAUUUCUUUUUUUAA